UCUUCAUGAACUGUCAGCUUGCACCACAUAGGCUUUAACAACAAGGAAGUGACCGACUAGCCAGCAGACUGCUGUCAAGAUGGCACCGAGUGGUCUGAAAGCGGUAGUAGGAGAAAAAAUCUUGAAUGGAGUUAUCAAGAGUGUGAAGAAGGAUGGAGAGUGGAAGGUCCUUAUUGUGGACCACAUGAGCAUGCGAAUUCUGUCUUCUUGCUGCAAGAUGUCUGAUAUUUUGGCAGAGGGCGUGACCAUUGUGGAGGACAUCAAUAAACGCAGGGAACCCAUCUCUAGUUUGGAGGCUAUUUAUUUGAUCUCACCAGUGGAGAAGUCGAUUCAUGCCCUCAUCAACGACUUUAAAGAUACUGCCUUUACUUACAAAGCAGCGCACAUCUUUUUCACUGACACUUGUCCAGAUGGGCUGUUUGCUGAAAUUGGGAGAUCCAGAGUUGCCAAGGUCAUCAAAACUUUAAAAGAGAUCAAUGUGGCUUUCCUGCCAUAUGAGUCACAGGUCUUCUCCCUGGAUGACUCAACCUCCUUGUACUCCUUCUACAGUUCAAAGCCAACUGUGGACAGAGAUAAAAUGAUGGAAAACUUGGCAGAGCAGAUCGCAACCCUCUGUGACACACUGAAGGAGUACCCCGCAAUCCGUUACCGCAAGGGACCAGAGGAGAAUGCCAGACUGGCCAAUGAGGUCUACCAACGUCUUAAUGCUCACAAAGCUGACAACCCAAGCAUGGGAGAGGGUCCAGAUAAAGCACGAUCCCAACUACUGAUUGUUGAUCGUGGGUUUGAUCCAAUCUCGCCUAUUCUCCAUGAGUUGACAUUUCAGGCAAUGGCCUAUGACUUGCUAGAUAUCAAACAGGACAUCUAUAUAUAUCAGACAACAGGCAUUGGGGAUUCAAAAGAGAGAGAGGUGUUACUGGACGAAGAUGACGAGCUUUGGAUCCAGCUCAGGCAUAUGCACAUUGCAGAUGUCACCAAAAAGGUGACAGAGCUGCUUCGCACCUUUUGUGAGAGCAAGAGAAUGUGCACUGACAAUGCCAACCUUAAAGAUCUGUCUCAGAUGCUGAAGAAGAUGCCACAGUACCAGAAGGAGCUAAGUAUGUACUCGACUCAUUUGCACCUAGCUGAAGCUUGUAUGAAAAAAUUCAAGGCCUCUCUUGAUAAGCUUUGUGAAGUGGAACAGGACCUGGCAAUGGGUGCAAAUGCAGAGGGGGAACCUCUUAAAGAUGCCAUGAAGAGCAUUGUUCCUGUGCUCCUCAACAAUGAAAUUGAGGCUUAUGACAAAAUCCGCAUCAUACUGCUGUACAUAUUUCACAAGAAAAAAGGUAUUGGGGAAGAGAACCUUGCCAAGCUCAUUCAGCAUGCUAACAUACAAGAAGACAGCAAAAUCAUCACCAACCUGCAGAACCUUGGUUGCAACAUCAUUGCUGGGGGCCGCAAUGCUGGGAAAACACUGCCAGAGCGAAGGGAGCGCACUGAGAGCACCUACCAGCUCUCCAGAUGGACACCCACUAUCAAAGAUAUCAUGGAGAAUGCCAUAGAUGACAAACUAGACAGAAAGCAGUGGCCAUUCAUUGCUGAUCCUGCUCCCAUCAGUACUACUCAGACUGCAGUCAGCAGUGCACGAUUUGGGCAUUGGCAUAAAAAUAAAACCCCAUCAGAAUAUCGUUCUGGUCCUCGUCUCAUCAUUUUUGUGAUUGGCGGGGUGUCACAUUCAGAGAUGCGCUCUGCUUAUGAAGUCACUCGAGCCACUGAUGGCAAAUGGGAAGUACUGAUUGGGUCAUCUCACAUCCUGACUCCAACCGUCUUCCUUAAUGACUUGAAAAGUCUGGACCAAGUUCCUAAUCCUGAUUGUUAGACUGUCAAACCCAGAGCACAUUUAAAUGAGGGUUUAGUCUUUCUUUGAAAUGAGUGGUCGCUGGUGUUUUGUUGCAGCAUUUCUGAAGAAAUCUAAAGAGAAACAUGAAGUGAUAUUUGAGAUAUAUUCGUGGAAGGAGUAAUAUGUAAUGCUUUAUUUUAUUAGUUAUUUUUACUGUUUUGAAAUCGGUUCUGUAUAAUUCUUUGAUUGAUAUUAAAAUAUUUAAUUUGAAUGUAGACGUAUUUGAUUGGUGAUUGUACUAUUUUGAUUCUUAUUUUUGCUACAUCUUUGAUUUCCUUAUGUACUUAAAAUACUGUAUCAUUCCCACAAAACUCAAAUCAUCUCUCACCAAAACUUACUGAAGUCUGCUGUAAUUGUACAUGUUAAUAUUAGUGUACCACAUGUUUCAUAAUAUAUAAACUGUAGGAUGCAUUUUCCUUAGGCACCUUCUUCAUUUCAUCUGGGAGGAAAUGUCUUGACUACUGUAUGAAAUCUUGCACAUUUACUAAAUAUGUUAAUAUAUUGCUGGGAGCUACUGUAAGGGGUGUUUGGUUGUAAACUGUUGAAAAUGCGUAAUAAAAAACAUAAUAUUCACUCUAAA
Molecule: messenger RNA, 2459 nt
Organism: Sphaeramia orbicularis (orbiculate cardinalfish)
Lineage: Eukaryota; Metazoa; Chordata; Actinopteri; Kurtiformes; Apogonidae
Gene: stxbp2
Product: syntaxin binding protein 2
Exons: 19
Coding region: 80-1858 (592 amino acids)
Biological process (GO): vesicle-mediated transport
Source: RefSeq, a predicted model, not a curated record